This is a messenger RNA of Beta vulgaris subsp. vulgaris (sugar beet), 2072 nucleotides long. Its product is annotated as cytosolic sulfotransferase 5. Gene Ontology annotation, cellular component: cytoplasm. Gene Ontology annotation, molecular function: sulfotransferase activity. The record is from RefSeq and is a predicted model, not a curated record. Gene Ontology annotation, biological process: sulfation. The transcript has a single exon. Bases 766 to 1803 code for a protein of 345 amino acids. NCBI's taxonomy places the organism in Eukaryota, Viridiplantae, Streptophyta, Magnoliopsida, Caryophyllales, Amaranthaceae.
CCGAAUCUAAAUUUAUAAUUUGUAUCUCACACUUAGCUUAUUUUGAAAUGUAAACUGAACUUAGUAGUUUCGUUGUCAUGGAUUUGAGCUAUCAUAUUAUAUAUAUUUCUUAUUUUUGCGUCAAUCUUAUGUUCUCAACACGUGGCUUUUAAUUUUCUAUUAUUUAAUAACAACAAAAUAACAUAAUAUAAUGAUAACAAUAACAUUUAUAAUGGUAACAACAAGAUUGAUAAUAAUUACCAAUAUUAAUAAUUAAUAAACAACCAUAAUAAUCCUUGUGAACAAAUGUACUUAAAUAAUAAUACUCCCUCUGUAUUUUUUUAUCUUUCUCACUUAGAAUCUUGACACUAUUCACAAUUAGAGAGAAUCUUUUAGAUUUUUCUCAAUAUAUAAGAAAAAAUAUAGUCAUGUGGGGUCUUGUUUGAUUCGUCUCAAUGAGUAUUUUAUUAAUAUUCAAUUAGUAUAAUUUUUACUAAUAUGUAAUGAAAGAUAUUUAAUAGUAAUAAUGAGUUUUUAAAUAUAAGCAUGAUCUGAUCUGAACUGAUUUGGUCUGAUCUAAUCUGAUCUGAACUUAUUUUUUCUGAUCUGAUCUGAUCUGAACUUAUUUUUUCUGAUCUGAUCUGAUUAGAUCUGAAAUAAGUAAAAAUAAGGUGAAUUGAACAUAGCCUAAAAAAAGUUCUACUCGCCAAAAUCCCUAUUUAUAGAACAUAGUGCAUAGCCUGGGACUUAGCAUGUACUCAUCAACCUAUCCAUUUGUUUGCAAUAAUGGCAACCUCAGAAGCCACAAACACAAAAACUCAAGAAUUAUUGGAAGAGGAGUCCAAAAAGCUAGAACAACUCACCCUCCCAAAAGAUCAAAUCAUGUGGUUUGAAUAUCCAAUGCAACUUUAUCAAGGUUUUUGGCGCCUAAAUAUGAUUUCUGAGAUGGUUCCUGCAUUCCAAACCCAAUUUCAAGCUCUUGAUACUGAUAUUAUCUUAGCCAGUCUGCCUAAAACUGGUACAACAUGGUUAAAAUCCCUCCUUUUUACUAUUGUCAAUCGCAAGAAAUUCUCUGUGUCUGUUAAUACUAGUAUUUCUCAACACCCUAUUCAUACCCAAAAUCCUCAUGAGCUCGUCCUCCACUUCGAGUUCGAAGUUUACAAAAAUAUCCACAGAAAUGAUCAACCAGACUUAACUAAAAUACCCAUUCCUCGACUUUUUGCUACUCAUAUACCAUACUCAUCGGUCCCAGAAUCGAUCAAGACUUCCCAAUGUCGAAUUGUUUAUAUUGGUCGAAACCCUUUAGACAAUUUCAUUUCAUUCUGGCAUUUUUGUCUUCAGUUUGAUGAAUGUAAGAGCAUUAAGCCAAGUAUGGAAAUGAUGGAAGAAUAUAUUGGUAUGUAUUGUAAGGGCGUAUUCCCAUUUGGCCCCUAUGAAGAUCAUUUGUUGGGGUACUGGAAAGAGAGCAUGCAAAACCCACAAAAAGUGUUAUUUUUGGAAUAUGAAGGACUUAAGAAAGAGCCUAAAAUGCAAUUGAAAAGGUUGGCUGAGUUUGUAGGUUUCCCAUUUUCGGAAGAGGAGGAGAAAGGUAAUGUAAUAGAUGAAAUAAUAGAGUUAUGUAGCCUUAAAAGUUUGAAAGAAAUGGAAGUCAAUAAGAAUGGUAAGUUUUAUCCUUGGGUUGAGAAUAAGGCUUUGUUUAGAAAAGGAGAGGUUGGUGAUUGGGCCAAUUACUUAACUCCUUCAAUGGCUAAGCAAAUUGAUGAAAUGCAAGAAAAGCUUAAGAAGGAUGGAUUUUCCUUUACAUACUAUCAAGGAAACCUAUAAUUUAAAGAUCCGAGUUAUACGUGUAUGAAAACUCUCUUAUUUGGUUUCUUCUAGUGUAAGAAAACUCUCAUUUAUGAGGGAAAUGAUUUCUUAUGAUAGUUCAUGUUAGCCGAUUUCAAUAUAUUUUGGAACUAAGGCUUUGUUGUUGCAGCCGAAAGGGUAAAUAAGUAUUAUGUUAAUUUUGAUUGUAAAAAAAAUAACAGGUGUCUAAACGUCUUAGUCCAACUUGAGAUAAGGCAACCUACUACUUUAUAAUUUUUGUUUGUAUA